This is a messenger RNA of Diospyros lotus (date-plum), 3592 nucleotides long. RefSeq names its product endo-1,4-beta-xylanase 1-like. Gene Ontology annotation, molecular function: hydrolase activity, hydrolyzing O-glycosyl compounds. The coding region runs from base 678 to 3434 and encodes 918 amino acids. Gene Ontology annotation, biological process: carbohydrate metabolic process. The transcript is spliced from 9 exons. Lineage: Eukaryota; Viridiplantae; Streptophyta; Magnoliopsida; Ericales; Ebenaceae. The record is from RefSeq and is a predicted model, not a curated record.
UUUCCUUCUCCCACGCGUUCCAAACACCAACAGAGCUGAAGGAGAAGAAGUGAAAAAGAAACGAGAAUCGGGAAGAUCUACAUCAGGAAUCUCGGUUCUGGGCGGCGCCGUAGCGUUACUACAAUCCAAAACAUCUCUUUUUCCUGUUUCCAGGGUCUCCGACAGGACCAUUCGUUACUCCAUCUCCAUGGGUUUCACCCACGGUUUACUGGAAGAACAGCCGGGAUUAUCAUUGUUUAAUCGAAGAAACUGAAACUCCGACGAAAUGAAAGCCACUCUUCAACUAACCAAACAUAUUCUGGUGAUUGAAGACUUAAGAAGGGAAGAAAGGUGGGUAGAAGGCAUAAAAUUAAUAAAAACCUUCCAUUCUAAUUCAAGCAUUGGAAGUGGGGGGAAAAGAUUAUCCCUAUCUGCAAGUCAAAGUAAGCUGAUGCAUAAAGCCAAAGAAGACGAGGUUUGAAGACUAAAAGUCGUAAAGGACAAUGAUUUUGUUGGGAUGUUCUUAAUCUGGGGGUCACUAGAGACUUCACUUUGCAAAUUCCCAAACCCUAAAAGGUCCUACCUAUUUAAUGAGGAGGCUAUCUGCUUGUUGCUUCACAGCUCGAGUCUCUUCAAUCCAUCGGAAGCACAGCCAUUCAUCCCUGGUUUUGUGGUUGCUUUAGAGAUCAGGAGAAUCUAUGGAGAACCCAUCAGCCAGCAAUGCCAACGGCUCUGACUCCGAGAAAACAAAUGGAAAUAUGAACAAUUCAAGUGGAAGUGUUGGCACUAAUGUUGUCUUGAAUCAUGACUUCUCAAAGGGGCUGGAUUCAUGGCAUCCCAACUGUUGCGAUGCCUUUGUAGUUUCAGCUGAGUCUGGACACAAUGAAGGACUAUUUGCUAAGGCUGGUGGAAGUUAUGCUGUUAUUACAAAUCGGACUGAAUGCUGGCAAGGUUUAGAACAAGAUAUCACUGGCAGAAUUUCCCCAGGAAUUACUUAUACAGUUCUUGCUCAGGUUGGUGUGCCAAGCUCUCUUCAGAGCUUUACUCAUGUCCAGGCCACACUGAAACUAGAAAAUGGGGAUUCGGCCACUAGCUAUUUGUUCAUUGCAAGAACGCCUGUUCCGAGGGAUCAGUGGACAAAAUUGGAAGGCACGUUCUCACUACCAUGUUUGCCCGACCGGAUUAUAUUCUAUUUGGAAGGGCCUGAUCCUCAAGUAGACCUACUCAUAAAGUCAGUAGUAAUCUCAUGUCAUGGUAUCAGUGGGUGUGACAGUAUAAGCCCAAUAUGUCCUGUCAUUGAAGAGGAGAACAUUAUAUUAAAUCCAAAAUUUGAAGAUGGCCUUAACAAUUGGUCUGGAAGAGGCUGCAAGAUUGUUUUGCAUGACUCCAUGGGGGAUGGGAAAAUCCUUCCAAUGUCUGGAAAAUUCUUUGCAUCAGCAACAGAACGUACACAGACCUGGAAUGGUAUUCAACAGGAGAUAACUGCAAGAGUAAAGCGAAAACUUGCUUAUGAGGCUACUGCCGUGGUUCGUAUAUAUGGUAACAAUGUCACUAGUGCAGAUGUACGGGCUACAUUGUGGGUUCAGACACCAGAUCUUCGUGAACAGUACAUAGGCAUUGCCAAUUUGCAGGCAACAGACAAAGACUGGGUACAGUUACAUGGGAAAUUUCUUCUAAAUGGCUCUCCUAAAAGAGUGGUGAUUUAUUUGGAAGGACCACCUCCGGGCACUGACAUCCUCCUGAAUAGUUUAGUUGUAAAGCAUGCUGAAAAAGUCCCUCCAUCUCCUCCACCUACUAUUGACAACCCAGCUUUUGGAGUUAACAUAAUCACCAACAGCAGCCUCAGUGAUGGCACUAAUGGGUGGUUUCCCCUUGGUAGUUGCACUUUAAGUGUUCGAACUGGUUCACCACAUGUGCUUCCCCCAAUGGCAAGAGAUACUCUUGGACCUCAUCAGCCCCUAAGUGGUCGCUGCAUUCUGGUGACAAAUCGCACCCAAACUUGGAUGGGUCCUGCUCAGAUGAUUACUGAUAAGCUAAAACUAUAUUUGACUUACCAAGUAUCUGGGUGGGUUCGAAUUGGCUCUGGUGCAAGCGGGCCUCAGAAUGUGAAUGUUGCAUUUAGUGUGGACAACCAAUGGGUUAAUGGGGGUCAAGUUGAGAUUAGUGAUGACAGAUGGCAUGAAAUUGGUGGGUCUUUUAGAAUUGAGAAGCAACCUGCCAAGGUGAUGGUUUAUGUGCAAGGCCCUGCUUCGGGUGUUGAUUUGAUGGUUGCUGGAAUUCAAAUUUUCCCAGUUGACCGACAAGCAAGGUUUAAUCUUUUAAAGGGACAGACUGAUAAGGUACGCAAGCGUGAUGUUAUCUUGAAAUUCUCUGGAUCAGACUCGAGCAUUCUGCAUGGCGCCUCUGUCAAAAUCAGGCAAACUGAUAACAGCUUUCCCUUUGGGUCAUGUGUGAGUCGAAUGAACAUAGACAAUGAAGAUUUUGUUAGUUUUUUUACCAAAAACUUCAAUUGGGCAGUCUUUGGAAACGAGUUGAAAUGGUACUGGACUGAGCCGCAACGAGGAAACUUCAACUACAAGGAUGCUGAUGAGCUCCUGAACUUGUGCCAGAGAAAUAACAUUGCAACCCGGGGUCAUUGUAUCUUCUGGGAGGUGGAGAGCAUGGUUCAAUCGUGGAUAAAAGCUCUGAACAAAAACGAUAUGAUGACAGCUGUCCAGAACCGUUUAAAUGGCCUCCUCACACGCUACAAAGGGAAGUUCAAGCACUACGAUGUGAACAACGAGAUGCUGCAUGGAUCAUUUUAUCAAGAUCAUUUGGGUAAAGAUAUCCGCACAUACAUGUUCAAGACUGCGAGCCAACUAGACCCAUCUGCUGUCCUAUUUGUGAACGAUUAUCACGUUGAGGACGGAUGUGACACGAAAUCAUCUCCAGAAAAGUACAUCCAACACAUCCUUGAUCUGCAAGAACAGGGAGCUCCCGUGGGAGGGAUUGGCAUCCAGGGACAUAUAGAUUACCCAGUUGGUCCCGUUGUUUCUUCAGCCCUGGAUAAAUUGGGUAUUCUUGGUCUUCCAGUCUGGUUCACCGAGCUUGAUGUGUCAUCUGCCAAUGAAUUCGUUCGAGCAGACGACUUGGAAGUGAUGCUCCGAGAAGCUUUUGCUCAUCCUGCAGUGGAGGGUGUCAUGUUCUGGGGCUUCUGGGAGCUGUUUAUGAGCCGAGACAAUGCACAUCUUGUGAACGCAGAAGGCGAUAUCAAUGAAGCCGGUAAGAGGUACCUUGCUCUCAAGAAAGAGUGGCUCUCCCAUGCUCGUGGGCACAUGGACGAACAAGGACAAUUCGGUUUUAGAGGCUUUCAGGGCACGUACAACGUGGAAAUCGAUAUUGGCCUGAAGAAAGUUUCCAAAACAUUCACCGUUGACAAGGGCGAGGAUCCACUGGUGGUAUCCAUAGCCAUCUAGUUUCUAUCCAAGGUCUCAAAGAAUGGAGUCACGAAGUGAACCGUGAAGCUGAAGAAUAAUGCUUUGGAAAACUGAAAAUGCUAUGUUAUUAUUGCUGUUCAAUGGUUGUGCACGUCCUCAAUAAAAAAAGUUUGAUCUGUUGCCUCUGUUUGUAAAUU